GUACAUUGCAAAUCAAAAAUAUCUGGAAAAUUUAAAUGUUAAAUUGUAAAUUAGUUCUAUUAGCGCUGACGAAAGGAUAAUGUUCUUCGACUGGAGCUCAACUGACUUUAAGCCCAACGGUAAUGAAUGGGAGUAUUACCCGUUUGCAUAUAGACAUGAUAUGCGCUAUGAUAUCGAUGCCCGUAACUGUACUCUGCCGGCCAUCGUGGAGUUCCCUAACCUUAUGCGACAAAAAAGUUGGAUAGCAAUCGUAGUAUCAACUUUGGUCAGCAUGUACCUUUUUGUCAUCCUAGCGAUUGUGUGUGACGAUUAUCUAGUGCCAGCCAUGGAGCGCCUUUGCUACACCCUACGCAUGACCUAUGAUGUGGCGGGAGCCACUUUUCUAGCGGCUUCCACAUCGGCACCGGAACUGUUUGUAAACUUUGUGGGAACCUUCGUCACUAAUGGCGACAUCGGACUUGGCACUAUCGUGGGAUCUUCCGUGUUCAAUAUCCUGGUAAUUGCAGGAGUUUGCGGCAUAUUUACUCAACCGACCAAACUGGAUUGGUGGCCGGUGACCAGAGACACAGCGUGGUACCUCAUAGCUAUAGCGUCGCUCACAUAUGUGUUGUGGGAUUCGUUGGUUAUGUGGUAUGAGGCUUUUGCCCUUUUACUACUAUACAUUUCUUAUGUCAUUCAAUUGUCCUUUGACCGUAGGAUCCAAAAUUUGGUUCGACAUGAACACGCGGAGUCGGAGCUGUUGGACGAAGAUCCGAUGACCCGCGAAGAAGAGCCGCUGAAGGGAUUUCGCGACCACGUGUGUGCGAAACCGAAAACGGAAUACAAUUUUUACCAGUGGACCUGGUGGGCCAUCAAAUAUCCGGCAGAAUUGAUGCUUGCCUGCACUGUUCCCAGUGCUAGAUCCAUCUUCUUCCUUUCAAUGAUUUCGGCCAUCCUUUGGAUUUCCUUGAUAUCCUAUCUUCUUACGUGGUUUCUCACAAUAUUGGGGUACAACCUCAACAUUCCAGACGCGAUCAUGGGCCUUACUGUACUGGCCGCCGGCACUAGUGUUCCAGAAGUCGCGUCCUCGUAUAUUGUGUCCAAAAAAGGAUAUGGGUCAAUGGCCAUCUGCAAUGCCAUUGGGUCGAACACAUUCGACAUUUUAGUAUGCCUUGGUCUACCCUGGCUUCUGAAAAUUCUUAUUUACCAGCAAAAGAUCGAUAUCGACUCCACAGCCCUUACCAUCACCACGGCCAUGCUAGUAGUAACUGCCGCCGUUCUUUAUUUGGGUCUUCUGGCAAGGAGGUUUGUGAUGGGCAAGACCGUCGGAUAUCUAAGCAUAAUCUUCUAUGCGCUUUUUCUGAUUAUCGCCUGUACACUAGAGAUAUUAUUGAACAAAGAAAAAAUGUGCGACAUCCAGGAUUAAUUGAGCCUAAUUAAUGAAAAUAAAUUUUUGGAAUGAGAAGGUAAUGAAAACAGGAAACUACCCCAU
This is a messenger RNA of Drosophila melanogaster (fruit fly), 1471 nucleotides long. RefSeq lists its product as uncharacterized. NCBI's taxonomy places the organism in Eukaryota, Metazoa, Arthropoda, Insecta, Diptera, Drosophilidae. Gene Ontology annotation, biological process: potassium ion transmembrane transport; sodium ion transmembrane transport; transmembrane transport. The transcript is spliced from 6 exons. Bases 80 to 1405 code for a protein of 441 amino acids. Gene Ontology annotation, cellular component: membrane. The record is from RefSeq and is marked reviewed.